Messenger RNA from Cylindrotheca closterium, 660 nucleotides. NCBI's taxonomy places the organism in Eukaryota, Bacillariophyta, Bacillariophyceae, Bacillariales, Bacillariaceae. The record is from the annotation of a GenBank genome assembly.
AUGAAUGUCCCCAACAACGAUAUUGUGGCCGUCGCUACACUCGAAGGAAGUCAAACAUACCUCGUGGAUUUGCCCAUGGAAGUUCCACCAGAGAUGCUGGGUCUCACUUUAACUGGAUCGCCACCAACUAUUUCACAAGUGGAUCUCAAGAGUCCACUACAAGGAAAGGUUCAAGUUGGUCAUUAUAUUCAUGCCGUCAAACUUGUGAAUAUGGAGAUUCUGAACUUGGUCGGUUGCAAUCACUUGACAGAAGUUCUCCGCUUCAACGCCAACUAUCCAAGACAAUUGGUGAUUUCGCAUAGCAUAUCCUUUAUUGAUCCAAUGGUUGGAAAACGAGCCAAUCACCCAUUUUUCAAGCAUCAGCUGUCCCCAAGCCCACAGUUGGGAUUUGCCAUUCUAGGAUUCCCACCCGUUAUUUCAUCUGUGGCGGAGGGUGAGAUGAAAACUCGCCUAUUCCCUGGACAAACGGUAGAAGCACUACACAUUCCGGGACGACCGUUGAUGAACCUUCAAGCUGGAGGAUUUACAAGCCACAAUGUAUAUAGGGCGCUUUCGGAAACAUCGGGUGUAGAAGGCCGCCAACUCAUCGUCCGAGAUGGUCACAAAGUACAAAAAGAAGUCGGCUCGAAUGCCUGUUUUGACGACUGCGUCAUUUCAUGA